UGCAUGCUGUUUCCCCGUGGUCCUUUUCAGUUUUCUCAACUGUAUUUCCUAAAUCCAACAACGUCGAAGGCGAGCUGCUUGUGGCUGUUUGUUGAAACGAACCGGUAUUAUUGAAGCCAUCAGUAAGGACUGAUCUUCAUUGGUCUGAAUGAUGUCGAAAGGGAGAAAACCUCGGGGACCAUCUUUCUCGGCGGAUGACAAGGUCCUGUGCUACGAACCCGAUCCGACGAAGGCUCGAGUUUUGUAUGACUCGAAGGUCGUAGAAGUGGAGUAUCAAAAAGAGGAAAAGGGCCGCAAAGUAGUGAAAUAUCUCAUUCACUUCAAUGGCUGGAAUCGAAGUUGGGAUCGCUGGGUAUCUGAGGACAUGAUACUGGACAUUACGAAGGAGAACAAGUUAAUUCAGAAGGAGCUCAAUGAAGAAGCAAAAAGGAAAUCACGCAAGCGCUCUUCAAAUCACUUUGAUGAUCAUGGGUCGGUAAAGAAGCGGUACCGCACGUCUUGUGGUGGCUCACAGGGAGUGCAGCAGCGCAGUGGUGAUGACAGUGAUAGCUGUAGUGAUUGUACUGGGUCUAGUUCUAGUAGUAGUGAUGAUGAUGAUGACGAUAGUGAUGACGCCAGCGAUGAAGAUGGCAGCGGCAGUAGUACUGAUAGGUCCAGCACUUCAUCCAGCAGCAGUGAUGAUGAUGAUGAUGAUGGGCGGCAUCACAGUCGCCGGAGACACCGGCAACACUUACUACACCGACAGCACCGACGUAAGCUCGAGAAGCUACAGCAGAAGCGGAGGCGAGGGCCGGGCCGCUCGCCCAACGUGUUGGCAAAUUCGGACGAUGAUUUCGUUCCUGAUCGUCGCCUUCAUCAGCAUGGUGGGAAGAAGCGCCGCUAUAUGUGUUCCAACAACUUCGAUGCAGAGCAACCUGAUAAGGUUGCUAGCACCAAUACUGAUCAGCUGACAACAUUGUGGAUAGACCGCUCUGAGUGUAAUGAAGUGCCCCUUGACAUCACCCCUGGCUUACGCGACAUGCUGGAGGAUGACUGUAUGAAUGUGGUGCACUUCGGCAAUGUUCAUCGACUUCCUGCAACUCCCUCCGUAUCCGGUGUGCUAGAUCAGUGGCUAGAUCAUGUUUCGGCUCAGGAAGUGCCCAACCAUGUGUCGAGUACAUCAGUACCAACGCGGAAUCAGAGUGCUGCAGGUGUGACACUGCGUACGGUCACACCGCACAAGAACAGCAAGAUCAAGCUCAAGUCGUCAGCACCGCCCGUGGUUGUGGAACCUUCAUCCCAGCUGUCUCUGUGUCGUGAAGUGGUGGGAAGUGUGAAGACAUUAUUUGACUUCAUGCUAUCAUCACAGCUCCUCUUCGACAAGGAGCAAGUGCAGUACUGCAGUCAGGUGCGGCGGAAAAUGCCAACAACAUCAGCAGCACCUUCUCAGAACGCUCAACCAAUUCGAAUCAAGGUUGAGGAUGACUCUGCUAGCCGUGAUGCUGUAGCUGCUGAUAGCUGUGGUGCCACUGCUGCGACUCUUGCCGAGGCAUCAUCGACGAUGAACAGUCAGCCAAGCGGCCACAGCUGUGGCAGACAGCAUAUCGCUGAUCCAUAUGAUGCUCCGACCAGUGGUACCAACUCUGUGCGGAGUAACAUGUCCUACUUGAGCCGUGCUUCUGUCACUGAGCAUUCCUACAGUAGGCCACCGGAAUAUUUAGUACUGUCAGAGGCUGCACGUGUCAUACGGGAGACUGGCCUAAUGGAUAAUAGAGGUUGCACUUCCACCGGUGAUGUGCAGAAACCGCGCAGUCGACUUACCAACGGUAGUGCCAACGGCAGUGCUAGUGCUGGUGGUGCUAGUACAAGUACUGGCUGUGGUGCUGCCGACACAAGUAGUACAGUCACAGGCACAUCACCUGCCAAUCAUGCAAAGCCAGUAGUUAACAACGAGGCUGCUGAGCCGCGGCGGACGCGCUCGAAAUCGUUAUCAUUAACCGCCAGAGCUGCCGACACAGCAUGUGAUUCUGGAACACCUCUGAGUCAGCCGGGCACUGCUGGCACUGGCAUCACCGUUGCAACUCAACCUCUAGCCCUAGCAGUCGCUCCUGCUAGACACCAUCAACAGGCAGCCAAUGCUUGUCAUGCAGCUAGUACUAAUCACACAGCUUGGUUUACUAAUCAAACCGUGCGUACUAAUCACACGGCAAGUACUAACCAAGCUGCGAGUAGUGAACGUACAACAACUACUAAUCAAGUAGUAUGCAGCGAUGACAGUAGUAUGCAGUUUGGUCCUCAAACCACGGUUACGCUCCGCCUCACAGAUUCCAUCUCAAAGCAUGCCGUCAACUUCACCCUGCGACCGGCUGAUGUGUACGGAGUGCCUCACUUACUGCGUCUUUUCGUCAUCUUGCCUAGUGUACUGGCCCGUAUGUCGUUCAGUGAUAGUCACCUUCAGGUGCUGUAUGAACACCUGUACAUGAUCCUAGCGUUUCUCAAUGAACGACGUCAACAGUAUUCCGCCGCUAUCCAAUAUUCCAAAAUGCCACUGACCUAGAGGCCUUUGCGGUGCCAUUUUCAUUCCCGUGCUUAUCCUGUUGUUGUUGCUGCAGCUGCUGCUGUUGUUGCUGCCAUUGUUGCUGUUGUUGCUGCUAUUGAUGCUGUUGAUGUUGCUGAUGUUGCUGUUGUUGCUAUUGUUGCUAUCGUCGUCAUUGCAGACACAUUUGACGUCCACCGUGCAUCUAGAAUUCAGCUCCAUGGUGGCAAGUCAUUUGUCUUGUGGGUUUAUUUGUUUUUGUCCAUGUCUAUUAUGUUAGGCUACCUGGCGUUGCUGUGCUGCUUGAUUUCGCUUUGCUAUUUCUGCUUGGGUGGCUAUCCGUUGUCUGCGCUGAUUGACCUCUCUUGCUCUCCCGACAUAUACCUCUCUCAUCUUUAUCGCGUACUCUUAAGGACUGGAUCGACUUUGAAAUCCCCC
Messenger RNA from Sycon ciliatum, 2953 nucleotides. RefSeq lists its product as uncharacterized. NCBI's taxonomy places the organism in Eukaryota, Metazoa, Porifera, Calcarea, Leucosolenida, Sycettidae. Gene Ontology annotation, cellular component: MSL complex; nucleus; NuA4 histone acetyltransferase complex. The transcript has 10 exons. The record is from RefSeq and is a predicted model, not a curated record. Gene Ontology annotation, biological process: chromatin organization; regulation of DNA-templated transcription. Bases 149 to 2536 code for a protein of 795 amino acids.